Messenger RNA from Orbilia oligospora ATCC 24927, 1680 nucleotides. RefSeq lists its product as uncharacterized. Gene Ontology annotation, biological process: protein folding. The record is from RefSeq and is a predicted model, not a curated record. Lineage: Eukaryota; Fungi; Ascomycota; Orbiliomycetes; Orbiliales; Orbiliaceae. Gene Ontology annotation, molecular function: ATP binding; ATP-dependent protein folding chaperone; ATP hydrolysis activity. The coding region runs from base 1 to 1680 and encodes 559 amino acids. The transcript has 6 exons. Gene Ontology annotation, cellular component: chaperonin-containing T-complex.
AUGACGACGAUAUUCCAACAACCAAGAAACGCGGGGACGUUAUUCUUGGGAGGAAGCAAAGUUAGCGGUUCAGACAUCCGGGAUCAGUGUGUUCUAGCGACACAGGCCAUUGCAAAUGUCGUCAAAAGCUCUUUCGGUCCUUCGGGGCUUGACAAAAUGAUGGUCGAUGAUAUCGGGGACGUUACAGUUACCAAUGAUGGUGCCACGAUUCUGAGCUUACUCGAUGUAGAGCACCCUGCUGGAAAGAUUUUAGUAGAGCUAGCCCAGCAACAGGACAAAGAGGUUGGAGAUGGUACCACAUCUGUCGUCAUUAUCGCAUCCGAGCUCCUUCGUCGUGCAAACGAGCUUGUAAAAAACAGAAUCCAUCCCACUACGAUCAUCAGUGGGUACCGCUUAGCAUUGCGCGAGGCCGUCAAGUAUAUCUCAGAGGUGAUGUCGACUAGGGUUGACAACCUGGGGCGUGAAUCUCUCAUCAACAUCGCGAAAACAUCUAUGUCCUCUAAAAUCAUUGGAUCUGAUUCUAGCUUCUUCUCUGAGAUGGUGGUCGAUGCGAUGCUUUCUGUCAAAUCCACCAAUCAGAGACAGGAAGCCAAGUAUCCUGUCAAGGCUGUCAAUAUCCUUAAAGCUCACGGGAAAAGCGCACUAGAGAGCAUCUUGGUCAACGGAUACGCCCUUAACUGCACCGUUGCUUCACAGGCGAUGGAGAAAAGGAUAGUAAAUGCAAGGAUUGCUUGCCUCGACAUGAACCUCCAGAAAACACGGAUGGCGCUGGGUGUUCAUAUCACCAUCGAUGACCCAGAGCAAUUAGAAGCGAUAAGACAACGUGAAGCUGGAAUUGUCCUCGAAAAGAUCAAGAAGAUACUAGAUGCUGGAGCAAACGUCAUUUUAACAACGAAGGGCAUUGAUGAUUUGUGUCUGAAGACAUUUGUCGAAGCGAAAGCUAUUGCUGUCCGCCGAUGUAAGAAAGAGGAUCUUCGCAGGAUUGCUAAGGCGACUGGUGCGACCCUCGUCUCGACACUCUCAAAUCUUGAGGGGGACGAGGUUUUCGAAGCUUCGAGCUUAGGGUACGCUGAUGAAGUGGUACAGGAGCGUAUAUCGGACGACGAGUGUAUUCUUGUUAAAGGAACCAAGGCAUUUAGCUCUGCAUCUAUCAUCUUGCGGGGCCCGAACGAUUACCAAUUGGACGAAAUGGAGCGCUCCGUGCAUGAUUCCUUAUGCGCCGUCAAACGGACACUUGAAAGCGGUGCAGUCGUCCCCGGAGGAGGUGCUGUUGAGACCGCUUUAAGUAUUUACUUAGAAAACUUCGCUACUACAGUGGGAUCACGAGAACAACUAGCUAUAGCAGAAUUUGCGUCCUCUCUCUUAAUAAUUCCGAAGACAUUGGCUGUCAACGCUGCGAAAGAUUCGUCGGAGCUCGUGGCCAAGCUUAGACAUCGACAUGCAGCAAGCCAAUCCGCCGCUGAAACCGAGGCUAAAAUCAAAGGAUUCAAAAAUUAUGGACUAGACCUUACAAAUGGGAAAUUGGUUGAUGAAAUUAAGGUUGGAGUGUUGGAGCCGAGCAUGAGCAAGAUAAAGCAGCUUAAAUCUGCUGUCGAGGCGUGCAUUGCCAUCAUGCGAAUCGAUACCAUGAUUAAACUGGACCCUGAGCAAAGACAAGGGGGGGAUGAACACGACCACUGA